This is a messenger RNA of Ostrea edulis (European flat oyster), 3692 nucleotides long. Its product is annotated as E3 ubiquitin-protein ligase MYLIP-like. The record is from RefSeq and is a predicted model, not a curated record. Bases 146 to 1477 code for a protein of 443 amino acids. Lineage: Eukaryota; Metazoa; Mollusca; Bivalvia; Ostreida; Ostreidae. Gene Ontology annotation, cellular component: cytoskeleton. Gene Ontology annotation, biological process: ubiquitin-dependent protein catabolic process. Gene Ontology annotation, molecular function: ubiquitin-protein transferase activity. The transcript has 6 exons.
AUGAUAUCACAAUACAUGUGAUCUUUUCCUGGCUAUUGUGUAUUAGGUACCUAUAGAAGUGCACGCACAGACGUUCGUUGCAAUGCGAUAUCGUUUUGAUAUUUCUAUUUUUUUCGGUGAAGAAGAAUACAUGAAAUAGACAAAAAUGUCAACAACAAAGAUGUGGUGUCUUGUCUCACAACCAAAUUCCGUUGUUCUUGAUGUUGAAGUGGAUCAGCGAGCCAAUGGACAAGAAUGCUUAGAAAAGGUAUGCGAAAAGCUUUGUAUAGAUCAUUCAGAAAAAGAUUACUUUGGCCUUCAAUACAGAGGGAACAAGGGAGAGAACUUAUGGCUUAACAUGAGGAACCGAAUUGAAAAACAGUUGUCUGGUCCACAGCCAUUACGAUUUCAGUUGAGAGUCAAGUUCUUUGUCCAGCCUCACAUGUUGUUACAAGAUACAACCAGACAUCAGUUUUACCUGCAAGUAUACUAUGAACUCAAGAUCAAGAAAUUGUUGGUGUCAGAUGAAGAGCAGUUAGUCAAAAUCAUGGCUCUAAUAUCUCAGGCAGAACAUGGCAACCAAGCAAACAGUGAGCAGCAAAUCCUGUCCUAUCAAAAUCUGAUCCAAGGAAUUGCCUUUUGCUCUGAUGAGAUCAUUACCAAUCUAGCGUAUGAGCAUUCGAAAUACAGAGGCAUGCCUAGACGAUCAGCAGAGUACAGGGUUGUACAGGAGGCAUCCUUGUUGCCUAGUUAUGGCAUGGAAUAUCAUGAGGCCAAAAACGAGGCUAAUGAGGAUAUUGUUGUGGGUGUUGGACCCGAGGGUGUGCUCAUCUAUGACACCAACAUGACAGAAAUAUCCAGGUUCCCUUAUCCGAUUGUCCAAAAAGCCAUCCAUAACAGCAAAAAGUGCUUGCUGUAUGUUUUUGCAGAGGACGGAGAGACCACACAUGAAGAGUUCAAGAUGGUCAGUUUAAAGGCUGCCAUUGCUUUAUACAGGAGCAUCACAGAGAUGCAUACAUUCUUCAGGUGUGACACCAUCAACAUGGACUCUGAGGUUUUUUCUCAGGUCAGUCAGAAUUUGAAGGAUGUCCUGGCCUCCAUAUUCCUGAAGGAAAGUAAUUCUGUUGGUAUGAAUUAUGUUUUCGAUGUGCAACACACCUUUAGAGAGGUGUAUGACAGCACAAAGAGGAAGAUGUUUAUGUCACAACAAGGCCUGGAUGGUCAAGGUCACUCAGAAUCAGAAAUGGAUGCAACCUGUGACAACAGAGAAAUGUCAGUUUGUGAGGAAUACAAGAGGCAGUUGGAGAAGUUUCAGGAAUCAUUGAUUUGUCGAGUGUGCAUGGACAAGGACAUUUCGACAGUGCUGUGCCCCUGUGGUCACAUGGUCUGUUGUAAUGAAUGUGCUGAGAGACUUGAAGAGUGCCCUGUGUGUCGGACUAUGAUAAACACUGUACAGGGUGUAUUUUUCCCCGCGAUUGUCACAGCAGCCAAUAGGUAACAGUCAACAUACAGCAACAGAGGAAAAGCCUGUGAUAUGAAAAAUAUUGCUGUGAGGGUGAAACUGCCAGAUCAAUGCAAUACUAUUUUGUGAUUUUUAUCAUGCUAAAUUUUACCCGGGAUGUGUGCAUAUAGAAGAUGUUCAUUUUCAUUACUUUCACAUGUUGAUGAAGUCAUCCUUUGCCGUAUUCAUUCAAAUCAUUGAACCAUUUUGUCCAUAUUUGUAACUACACACCAAAUUUCACUUAUACAAAUAACAUAUUUUAAUGAAUACAUAUUUUUAUAUUGUGAAUUAUGAAUUUUGUGCAGAUAGAUUUUGUCUCAAAAUAUCCCCAUUAUGAGCUUCACUUGUUGCCAACUCAAUGGUUUAUUCGGGUUAAUUAACUAAUCAUGCAUUCAUGGAGGGAUUAUCAUUUCAGUCAAUAGAUUAUUUAAUUGACUUAAUCAAAACUCUUGUAGAAUAUUUAGAUUGUUCAGCUUUUGCCAGGGCUUUGUUAGCUUAUUCAGGAGCAGGAUGUUUGGUGUGGGGCAGGUGGGGGAUAGAGAACCUCUGUAUGAUAUGCUACCUCGAUAUCAAGUGAAAUACUUAAAAAGUGGAUCAGAAUGCAAGUGAUUGCACAUUUUCUAUAAUUUAUCGCAUAUACUGCAUAUGAAAUUAUCUAUACUCCAUAUAUUCUCUAUGUAUUAUGCUGUUCUCUCCUUUGUACCUCAAAGGCUGUUCUUUUGAACUCCAUGCAUUUGUUCUUUUUUUUCUUUUAAAAAAAAAUAUUUUUUUUUUUACAAGUUAUGAAAGUCCUGUUGAAGGUGACAUUAUAGUUGUCAUUAUUAUAGACAUUAUACAUAUUUCAAAUUUAAAGGAACUUUAGUCCCAAGUCAUAAAGUUCUAUUUCUCCUAUACAGGGUGUACUGCCAAUGAUUAUAUAUAUAUAAUGGUAUGUACAUGUAUAUGUAUGAUCUUAAUUUACUAUUUUAUUGCAAUAUGGAUAUUCAAAGAAUUUGAAAGAUUGAUAUUUUUAAAUGAUCAUUAGAUUAAUAAAUAUAUUAUUGAUAUGUACAUGUAUUUAGAAUAUAUGCACAUUGUAAACAAACACUUUAUUCUCAUUUUCAAGCUUCAUAACUUGAUGAAAUAAAACUACCCCCGGUACUAUGUCUUUUACUGCAAUCAAUGCUGUAUUCAUUUUAAAACCAUAUAACUUCAGCAAGUAAUUGACAUGUUUAUAUCUGGAAGAGUUUAACGAUAUCCUUGUAUCAAACAUUUUACAGUAGGGUUGUAAAUUACAUGGUGUACUUGAAUAUUGAUUUAACGUUUGAAAGUAUUGGAAGUGUAUAAUUUUUUUUUGAAAAAGUUGAGUUCAUUUUUAGGUACAUAGUGUGAAUGGUUGUUGCUAUAUGCAUGAGUCUAGAAGACUGAUAGAAUGGCAUUAUAUAUAUUUUGUAUGUAGAAGAUGUUUGAAGUGAAUAUGUACAUGUACAAAAUUGUAUGUAAAUAUAAUUGUAGACUUUAAUGAGAAAAAUGAGGUAAUUGACUGUGCUAUUAAUUUAUCAUAUCAAACUUCUAAAUUUUAUUUCUAUGGUAUAUUUUUUCUGGAAAACAUUUCCUUUUGUAAAAUUAGCGUGCAAAAUUUCUUGCUUCAUUAUUUACAUUGGUGAUGAUUUUAUAAAUUUAUGGAAACUGAAGUCUUCUAAAUUUAAAUGCUUAAACUUCAAAUCACGCUCUUCUCUCCGUACGAUGCAUUUCCAUCUUUAUACAAUAGUUAAUUGUGACUAUUUUAAUCAUCCUAGAUCUUAUAUGAUUUAUGCUUUUUCAAAGAGAAUCUUAUCACCAAAGUCAUUGCUAACUGCCAUUGAUUGUGGAACUGCCUGGAAUUAUUUUUAUUUCUUGCCCAUUUUUGUUUUCACUUUUACCAGAUGUACUUGUAUGACUGAUUUGCUUUGAUUGAGGAAAUCAAAAGUUGUACUCAAAACAUUGAAGUGGACACAUUCUUUCCUUAAUCAGCUUUCAUUUUAAAAAUUGUAUUUGAACAUUGUUAUUUAAAUGCAAUAAUGAUAUUUUUUGGGGAACUACAUAAAUAUCAUUUAAGUAUUGUUUUAAUGGGUUCUGAAAUUGAUGUUGAUAAUAGAUAGGUUUGUUAUUAGAGGAAAAUGCCUGUCUCUGUUAUGUACAUGUAGAAAUGGAAGGAGAAAAACUUCAAAAAAGAAUAAAUUAUCUAAAAACA